ACGUGUCUCUCUCUCUCUGGCCUGCCAGCGGACCAUGUGGAGCAGCAAGAUGGCGGCGCGGUGGAGGGGGAAAGACGGGGAUUUAAAUGCCGGCAACAGCGACUUUCUGACCAGCAACAAUCCCAAUGAGUUGGUCCUGAGUAGAGUGGGAGGCGUGGAGAUGGACACCCAGUCCUGUAUCGAUCACUCAAUCCUGGCCAUCUUUGAGGACUCCAGUGUCUCAUCAGAGUAUAAGAGCGGAGCGGAGGAAGAGAGUGAGACUCUGCUAUCGGCUCUGACCGAGAUGCUGGACAGUGUGGAGGAUGACGACGAGACUCUGUCUCCCUUCGACACCCUGCCAGACACCAAGCUACUCACCCACCCAGAGCGCAGGGACACCUCAGUGGAACUAUUACUUGCUGAUAGACUUAGACCAAGAUCCAAAUCACCAAAUUUAACAUUCACAAUGAAGAUUGAUGGGGAAAAUGAAGAUAAGAGCAACAUGGGGAGAAACAGUCCUCAACAGCUGUUCAAACAACAAAGUCAAACAUUGUUUCACUCCACAAAUAAGAAAGUGGAUGCUGAAGUUGAGGUUUUCACCUCAACUUAUCUCGUCAACCUGGUGAAGCUCAUGCACCCUUACUGCCUGAAGCUGCAUGUGGAAGAGGAGGCAGAUGAACUGAGGGAGAAUCACACAUUAUUCUCUCAGGAAGAGGUGUGGAAGUAUGAGAGACCCAGUGAAGAGAGCAAUGAAGAGAUAAAUGUUGUGUCUGAUGAUGAUGAGGUAACGGUGAAAGACCCAAAGGAGGAAGCUGAAAAGAGCUAUAACAUCCUCUUGAAGAGUGUGCUGCUGAAUGGGAACCUUUCCAGAACUCCACCUCCCAGAGAGAAGAAAAGGGUGAGCUUUGGCACCGUUCAAGUGGCUUCAUUUGAAUUAACAGAAAAAGGAUCCUCUCGAUUGAUCGAGAGGAAUUUAACAACUGAGCAGACAAGUGAAACUGCAUCAGUUUCACUGAACAGCACCAAUGCACUUGAAAAUCCUGCUGGCUCAGCACUUGAACCCCAAACUCUGUCCUCAGAAAUGAGCAGCGACAAGGCGGCAACGCUAUCUCUUAAAGGUGAGACGAAGGUCAAAUCCCUCAGCCUCCAGCAGUACAGACAGCUGCGCCAAAAGAGGCUGCCUCUGGUGGAGAAACAGAGGAACUACACCACCAUGUGGCCUUGUGUUUCUGAGCCCCCCACAGAGCUGACCCCCAUCCUCUGUUUACAAGAACAAAGACAAAACAGCUGUGGACCAAAAGACACACACCAAUAUCCUGAUGGUAGAAGAAGUGGUGCUGAUCAGCUCCAUUUAUCUGAAACUCCAGGUCACAAGACCCACUGCAUCCCUGCUCCGCCCAUGCCUCACCCCCCAGAGCCCAAACCAUCCACCCAUCUACAGCGCAACAAAUUGAAGCACCCAAGGACCGAAUCCAAAAUCAUUUCAUCUGCCAGUCUGCAGCCAGACGUCACAGCUAACCCAAAUGUUACUGUGCAUGAAAGCAAAAAAAGUCCAGUAAAGAAACCAACACUGUUCAGUAGUGAUCCCCCAAAUCCUGUCCUCCUCCCUCGACCAGUUAGCCAAACAACAUCACCAACCACUGACCCCUCUUUAGCAAAGUCCAAAGUGGAGUUCCUCAACAGAGACUCCAACCUUGACAGCACCAGACACUUUCCAGAAAUCCCAAAUGAAUCCUCAGGCACAUCUCUUCAGAGACAGCCACCCUCCUCAGAACCAACACCUGAGGUGUUGUUAGUGAACCAGGGGUGCACCACCCUGUUCCAGGAAUUUAAGCAAAGGCUGACUGAGAUAGCUUCAGAUGUCUCCUCCGGACCUCCAGCACUGUGCCAAACCACAACACAAAUUGAAUCUGUCUUAGAGUGCAAGGAACUGCAGCCUCGAGGAUGCAGUUUGACCCCGACUAAAGAAGAAGCCAAGCUGGAAUCAAAGUCUGCUCUGUCACCAGGUCCAGAUACAGUGAGGCAAAUAAAGUGUCCUUCCAUCCCUGCUCCUGUAGACUCUCCCAAACCAGUAGAGGGGACAUUGUCAGAGGUUCACCUCAGUGGUUCUCCAUCUGAGGAACCGAAGUUUGUCUGUAGAGUGCAGAGUGCAACAGCUGACUCAGGGAUUGAAGCACCAGAUCUGACCAGCCUGCUAGAACAAUUUGAGGAAACACAAGCUAAAGAGGAGAACAAGCCAGAGUCCAAACUCGCUCCUUCACAGUCAAAUCUACGAACUACGUCUGUAUUAACGCAGAGAGCCUCUGUGGAAACACUUGAACCUUUGAGCACUUCAGAAUCACCUGGGAAUCCAGAAACCCUCGGGAGGUCGCCGCCUCUUCAAAUGUUGGAGGGUGCGGACAUCCCACAGCCCCUUGGUACUGACAUUAUCCUCAGCACUCGACAAGAUCUGCCAGCAAAACGCAGAAAUCCUCCAUCCAAAGCCAUCCAGAUAAUCGAGCCCCGUCCUCUACCCUCCAAGAAGACGCACACAAGCCUCCCGGCUGCUCAUAGUUCUCCUCACAUGUAUUCAUCUGUGUCCUCCGAUCACGAUUACUGCGGGUCUAUGGACCGCUCAGUUACCAGUGCUACUCAGCGCAGCAAAGCCUCUAAACCCAAGGAUGUGUCUCAAACCCCUGAUGAAUACCAGGUGACAACCCAUGACUCAAGUGCUGCUGCUGAAUGCAAAAAUCCGACCUCCACCAGUGAGCUCAGCACCACCAUCGGAGCAGUUAUGUACUCUGAGCAACCCAGGACCAGAUCAGCGACGAGCUCGGCCACAGACAUCGUUCCUUCAGACGGGGCUUCCACUGAGCCACACUGUGUUUGUGCAGCUGAAGACGAGACAGCGUCAUGCAUUCUCCCCACACCUCCACCCAGCCCUCUUGCCAGGGGUAGGGAGAAAAGGAGAUAUCGGAGAAGAUCUCCUCGUUCGGACUCUAGCUCCAGCUCCUCAUCCUUGUCGUCCUCCUCCUCAAGCUCUGCAUCUCCCUCUCCAAAAAGACAAAAGCACCGCCACAAGCGUUCAGAGAGCAGUUCGUGUUCGUCGUCAUCCUCCUCUCGCUCCCUUUCCAGCUCCCCAAGUCGGCACUACAGAUGGUCUUACUCAAGGUCGAGGUCGAGCAGGUCAAGAUCCAGGUCUUGGUCCACGUCCAGAUCCCGAUCACCAUCCCCGCGGGUUUGCCGUAGACAGUGGACAGAUGUUUACAGCAGCAGAGAGUCCAGGAAGCUCAGGAGGGAGCAUGAGAUCAGGAUUCAGAAACUUAAAGCCAUAGACGAGCGUAGGGUGGUGUAUGUCGGCCGCAUCCGCAGGUCUAUGACACACGACGAACUGAGGGAGCGCUUCUCUCAGUUCGGAGUUGUAGAGUGUGUGUCGCUUCACUUUAGAGAUAGAGGUGACCACUACGGCUUUGUCACAUUCUACAACACGGAUGAUGCUUUUGCGGCCAUCGAUAAUGGCGGGAAACUAAGGAAGCCGGAUGAGCUGCCGUUUGACAUCUGCUUUGGUGGAAGAAGACAGUUCUGUAAUUCACACUACGCUGACCUCGACGCAAACAGAGAUACAGAGCCGGCUCCUGCCAAGAGCAGGUCUGAGGACCUCGACUUUGAUUCGUUGCUGAAACAGGCCCAGAGAGGAUUAAAGCGGUAGCAGAGCUGUUUGGGAGCACAACAACCCCAUUUAAUGCAGCAAAGAUGAAAACGGGUUUUCUUCAUGAACCUCAGAGCGUCAUGCUCGUACUUAUGUAGCAAACUUUUGUAUGCAAGUUUUUUUUUUUUUUGUAACGUUUUGGCUAAUAUGCAUGCCGUUUCUGAUGUGUACAAUUGAUAUGUACAAAUAUGAUAUGUACAAAUGUGUACAGUUGAUAUGUACAAAUAUGAUGUGUACAGUUGAUAUGUACAAAUAUGUAGCACUGAAAGAUUUGUUUUUCAUUCCACAACACUUAUAAAGUUCUGAAUAUUUGUAUAUAUUAAAAUAAUAAACGCUCUUAAAUGUG
Cyclopterus lumpus (lumpfish) is the source of this 4013-nucleotide messenger RNA. Its product is annotated as peroxisome proliferator-activated receptor gamma coactivator-related protein 1-like. The record is from RefSeq and is a predicted model, not a curated record. Gene Ontology annotation, molecular function: RNA binding; transcription factor binding. Gene Ontology annotation, biological process: positive regulation of transcription by RNA polymerase II. NCBI's taxonomy places the organism in Eukaryota, Metazoa, Chordata, Actinopteri, Perciformes, Cyclopteridae. Gene Ontology annotation, cellular component: nucleus. The transcript is spliced from 11 exons. The coding region runs from base 35 to 3667 and encodes 1210 amino acids.